AUUUCGACUUGAAAAAUAAAAAGAUGAAAUUUAGUUGAGGGUUUUAUUUUGUUCAAGAUCAGAUUGUUAAUAUAAUUUUGCAAGAAGAAAAUUGAAUCUACAGAAGAUAUGUCGGAAUCGCAUUUCACCGAUGAGGACGAGGGCCAUAUCUCAGACAUAGGAUCAGAAAAUGAACAUGGUCAACAUAUAGAGCUUCAAAACAGAGGGCAAAUAGCAAAUAUAUCAUCAAACUCAAAUGAAUUAGCAAUGCCACAAGAGAGAUCAUAUGGCGUGAGUGGAGGAGAUUUCAAAAACGCAACAUUUGGUUCACCGCAGUAUAAUCUGACUAAGAAAGAUGGAGUAAUUGAUGGUGAUUUCAGAAAGCAAAUAUAUCACAACACGUACAACACUUACAUAACUGAACAGACAUCUACUGCACCAGCAUCUAGCGUGAACGAAAAACGCCCACAAAGAGACACACAAGAUCCCGUUGAAGAUUUUGGGGAAGGUUGGAUACAAUUGAGUGACAAAAUUGGAUUAUUCAAAACUCGAGCUUUGUGCAAGAGAGCACACAUUUACCAAGGACUUCAUUUAAGUAAAAUAACAGGGAAUAUCCCCAUAGCUAUCAAAUUCCUUACUCCGUACGACGAAGCAAAUAUAAAAGAGGCAAAUAUACUUCUGAAAUUGCAACACCAUCAUGUUGUGUCUAUUAUUCAUUCUGAUGUUUACGAAGAAGGGCCGUUUCCGACAAUGUAUAUAGCCAUGGAACUUUGUCUCACCAAAACACUGUAUGAUUACAUUCUUGAGCAGAGGACCACUGGAAACUUAAUAAUCUUUGCAGAAAAGCAAUCAAUGGUUCGGCAAUUAACCGAAGGACUCGCAUUUAUUCAUCUAAACAACGUAUUACAUAGAGAUCUCAAGCCUGAAAACAUUUUGUUUGCCUUAGAUGGGAAAUCUUUAAAAAUUUCCGACUUUGGUUUGAGUAAAGAAUUGAGCCAUGGACGGUCGGUUACUGCACAAAGCAUGAUUCGUCCCGGUACAGACGGGUAUCGAGCUCCGGAAACUUACAAUUCUGAUGUCAUAUCGAAACAAGCGGAUAUUUUUUCCUAUGGUUUGGUUGUUUAUUUCAUAUUGAGUGAUGGACGUCAUGCUUUUGGCGACGAACCCGAUUUAUGGAAUUACAACAUAAAAAAAAACAAGAAUCUAAAUAUUGAGCUUCCUACGAUACCUAGAUCCGAAACAGCAAAAGAGUUGAUAGAAUGGACAUUGCAAUUUGAACCGGCAAGACGUCCGUCGUGCAAGAACAUUUUAGAGCACGAGUUCUUACUACGCGAAACUGCUACAAAGCCCAAGAGUUUGGCCACAGAUGAAGAUUAUUUUGUAUCCCUCACCGAUAGUAUUAAUGUCAGCAGAACAUCGAGUUUUUCCUCGUCAGCGAAAGUUUCUGACGUCUGCGCAGAGGGUUCAGAAAAUGCAGUCGCAAUUUUUGAUCGCGAUUCGGGACAUAUAUCCGCCUUCUCGCCAUCUGCUAUGAGGUGGAUCCCAAUGAAGUGUCAAAAAAUUCCUGAUGACAUCAUCGACAACAAUUUUCAAUCCACGCGGAUAAACAAUUCAAUUUACGUGUUGAUGGAGACAAAGGCAGUCUAUAGGCUUGACUAUCGAAAAACGGAAGCAGAAUGGGAAAGAGUAGCAGAUAUGAUUGAAAAUCAUGGAUGGUUUGCUCCUGCUGAAGCACUCGACGGAUGCAUCUAUGUUGUUGGAAGAGGAUAUGCACCGUAUCCCACAUCGUCAAGAAAAUUUGUUGAAAAAUAUGAUCCGAAGAUUGAUAAAUGGACAAGAGUUCGAGAUAUGAACGGUAAAAGGGAAAAUCACUAUAUCGCCGUCUGUAACGGUUUUAUUUAUUGCUUUGCGGGCAGAGAUGAACACUGGAAUUCGACAGUAGAAGUCGAGAGAUACCACGCUGCUUCCGACGUUUGGCAAAAUGUCUCUCCAAUGCCACGCCCCAUGGAGUUCCCCCCGAUGAGACCCGUUACGUUUAAUGACGUCAUAUACGUAAUGAACCACAGUGACAUACAAUUGUAUGAUACCGUGAAUGACACUUGGACAAUCGUUACUCCUGGCGGACCAUUUCCAUACGAUCAAGCUGUCAGUUUCGCGGCAUUUGCAGUAGACAACAACAUAAUCGGAGUCGGCUACAAAAAAGGAAAAAGUCACAUACAUCGAUUAGAGUUAGCAACGAUGAAAUGGACGUUUUUAGAAACCGUUAAAAGCAAUAUUCUGCCCCGCGAAUGCGUUGAGCUCUCGUUGAAUCGUCGACAACAGACUGUUGAAGAGGGGCAAGUGUUCCAUCAUUACCAAUGAAAUAAUAAACC
This is a messenger RNA of Styela clava, 2351 nucleotides long. RefSeq lists its product as uncharacterized. The record is from RefSeq and is a predicted model, not a curated record. Gene Ontology annotation, molecular function: ATP binding; RNA endonuclease activity; protein serine/threonine kinase activity. Gene Ontology annotation, biological process: protein phosphorylation; IRE1-mediated unfolded protein response; intrinsic apoptotic signaling pathway in response to endoplasmic reticulum stress. Gene Ontology annotation, cellular component: IRE1-TRAF2-ASK1 complex. NCBI's taxonomy places the organism in Eukaryota, Metazoa, Chordata, Ascidiacea, Stolidobranchia, Styelidae.